AUGUUCUCGACGCCAGCAAUUCCACGAGCUCUGCCUCGGUUUUGGGGCGCCGUCGUGAGCCUCGUGCUGCUCUCACAAGUAUCCAGUAUACAAUCAAAAAGUGAUAAUGAAUAUGAUAUCGUGAUAGUGGGAGGAGGCACAGCCGGGGCGGUACUCGCUAAGAGACUCACUGAGGGCACACUAUUUAGCGUGCUCGUUAUCGAGGCUGGGUAUGAAGUAUCGUAUAAGUCCGAGUUACCCGCUCUAUUUCCAUCGCUCAUACGUACAAGGUAUGACUGGAAUUUCACAUCUGAAGAAUAUUCAUUGAAUAAUUAUAACAUUUCAAAACCAAUUAUAAAACCUUCCAUGGACGUCACCAGCGGUUGUGCACUCGGUGGCAGCAGCAGUAUCGGUCAUUUCAUGUACACGCAUGGUUGCCCUGGAGAUUAUAAUACUUGGGCAAAAAUAACUAAUAACUCUAUAUGGAAAUAUUUUAAUGUUCUACCAUAUUUUAAAAAAAGUGAAAGACUUGAAGAUCCCUCUAUUUUAUAUUCUCCUUAUAGAAUGUUUCAUGGCACGAAAGGUUUUCUAGGUGUUACGAAACAAAACAGUUCAAGAAUUCUUAGAAAUUACUUGGAGUCAUUUCUAGAAGCAGGCAAUCCAGUAAUAUUAGAUUCUAGCGGAGUUGACCCUUUUGGAUAUAGUUUACAGCUGUUUGCUAUUGCUGAGGGAAUAAGACAAAGUACAGCUUAUCUUUUACAAGGAAAGAAUAAAAGACCAAAUCUUACUGUUUUGACAAAUAUAUUUGUUACAAAAAUAAUAUUAGAUGAAAACAACAAUGCCAUUGGCGUUACAGCUGUGACUAGAAAAGGCGAAGCUUUAACUUUCCUAGCUAAGAAGGAAGUUAUUGUGACAGCGGGUUCUUUUAAUACUCCAAAACUUCUUUUGUUAUCUGGAAUCGGACCGCGGCAGCAUCUAGAGUCCUUAAAUAUAUCUGUUAGGAGUGACCUACCCGUGGGAUGGAACCUGCAAGAUCACUUGUUGCUUCCCCUGGGAUUUAAGAUGGAAAAAUCGAAUAAGCCAAAGCUGCCAAUUAACCCCCAUGAAUUACCAUUUUCCCUGUUCUCAGGUUACGUUGCAUUAAAUAAAUCCAGUGUAUGUCCAGAAUACCAAAGUAUCAAUAUAGCCGGUACACAAAACGCUUCAGAUAUUGUUAUUUUAUGUGAAGCACUUGGAAGUAGCAUGGAGUUUUGUCAAAAACUCUCACUAGAGGAAAGAAAUGUAUUGCUAACUAUUAUAACACUUUUGCAUCCAAAGUCACGUGGAAAUGUGAGCUUACGCAGUGCAGAUCCAAAGGAUCCACCUGUUAUAUUUCUCGGGACUUACACUGAUGAGAGAGAUAUGCAUGAUGUCUUAAAUUAUAUUGAAGAUUAUAUACGUGUCUUAAAUACUACAUAUUUUAAGAAUGUAGGAGCUGAGCUCAUUAAUUUUAAUGUAACCCAAUGCGCGGAUUAUGAGUUUGCCACUAGAGAGUACUGGAAGUGUUAUAUACCUCUUACGACAGGCACUAUAUACCACUAUCUAGGCACUUGUUCUAUGGGAGCAGUGGUGGAUGGUGAAGGUCGAGUCUAUAAUAUAAAAAAGUUACGUAUUGCUGAUGCCAGUAUAAUGCCAACUCAAAUAAGUGCAAAUAUAAUGUCAGCUGUGAUAAUGAUUGCCGAAGUCAUCGCUGAAAAAAUAAAACAAGAAUAUUGCGACGCUAAAAUAUGUCUC
This is a messenger RNA of Brenthis ino (lesser marbled fritillary), 1752 nucleotides long. NCBI's taxonomy places the organism in Eukaryota, Metazoa, Arthropoda, Insecta, Lepidoptera, Nymphalidae. The record is from the annotation of a GenBank genome assembly.